Eutrema salsugineum is the source of this 952-nucleotide messenger RNA. Its product is annotated as putative clathrin assembly protein At5g65370. Gene Ontology annotation, biological process: clathrin coat assembly; clathrin-dependent endocytosis; vesicle budding from membrane. Gene Ontology annotation, molecular function: clathrin heavy chain binding; phosphatidylinositol-4,5-bisphosphate binding; SNARE binding. Bases 59 to 952 code for a protein of 297 amino acids. Gene Ontology annotation, cellular component: clathrin-coated pit; clathrin-coated vesicle. The record is from RefSeq and is a predicted model, not a curated record. The transcript has 2 exons. NCBI's taxonomy places the organism in Eukaryota, Viridiplantae, Streptophyta, Magnoliopsida, Brassicales, Brassicaceae.
ACCCACGUUGGUCAAGAUACAAACAUUUGAAAAGAUAAACUCAACUAGCAUUGAUUCAAUGAGAAAAUUCACAACUUUGAGUGGCAUAUUGAAAGAUGAAGCUUCACAAAUGAAACUCAAUAUGGUUCAUUUGUGUAGCUCGGAGAAUGCUAAAACCAUUGAUUUGGCUCUCUUGAAAGCCACGACUCAUACCCCACAUGAGCCACCUUCCGACAAAUACGUCACAUUCCUCCAAUCAACUGUUGACACGUGUUAUGGUCUUGAAACUGUUGUCGCAAUCGUGAAGAGGUUGCGUUUGACGACAGACGUGUGCGUGGCUGCUAAAUGUCUCAUUCUUCUCCAUAAGAUGAUUAAAUCAGAAAAUGGAUACAAGGGAGAAAAUAGUCGUCGUGGCAAUCCUAGUCAUCGUACUUUGAUUUAUAAUCAAGGAGGGAGUAAUCUUAUUUUGAACGAUCUUAAGGUAGAUUCGUCUAGUUUUACUACAGAGUUGUAUCCAUGGGUUCAAUGGUACAAACAAUACUUAGAUUGUUACUUAUCCAUCGCAGAGGUUUUAAGCAUUAUUCCAAGUAUACAAGAAAAUUCAGAAGAUAAGCGUUACGAAACUCAACGAGUCUCAUCUUACACAACCGACUGCAUUUUCAAACAAAUUGAUUUGUUGGUGGAUCUAUUCGAACUCAUAAGUGGCAGGCCAGAAACUCCAACGUCGAAACCGAACAAGAUUGUUAUUGAGAUGAUAGAAGUAAUAGUAAAAGAUUAUUUAUCGGCCAUGAGAUUGAUCCAGAUAAGGUUUGUAGAAUUGAACGAAAGAAUAGCUAAACCGGACGAACUGGUUCCGGUCUUGGUAAGGCUUGAGAAGUGUAAGGAAGGUAUGAGCGAGUUUUCUUGGCGAGGCAAAUAUUUGGUUGAAGAUUUUUGGAGUUUGGUAUUAAAAUUAAAAGAUGGAAAACGUUAG